Scophthalmus maximus (turbot) is the source of this 12379-nucleotide messenger RNA. RefSeq names its product protocadherin-16-like. Gene Ontology annotation, biological process: homophilic cell-cell adhesion. Gene Ontology annotation, cellular component: cell-cell junction; plasma membrane. The record is from RefSeq and is a predicted model, not a curated record. The transcript is spliced from 21 exons. Lineage: Eukaryota; Metazoa; Chordata; Actinopteri; Pleuronectiformes; Scophthalmidae. Gene Ontology annotation, molecular function: calcium ion binding. Bases 765 to 10622 code for a protein of 3285 amino acids.
UCUUCAUUCAUUUAAUUUAUACUCAGGCCUAUGUCGCUUGUUUGUCCUUUCUACAUAUUGCGAUGGCACACUAUUGUAGACUUUGGAGCACUUCGGACACAUUUGUAACUCGAUUUUCCAGGGACAUUCAAGCUUGUGCACAGCCCUCCUCUUGGGAUAAGCCAUUGCAAGCCCACUGCUGAGUAACACUGCUGCUCUUCACUUCCCUUCAGUGUAGGAUGGUGGCACCAGAGCUCAGCAAUAACCUGCUGCCGAGGUGCAGCAGCUGCAGCGGAGGGCAGCACCGGGACACAGGAGCAGGAGGUUGCAGGGCUCCGUCACGUGUUGAAUAAAUUAGAUGUGGAGAGGGGGGACGUCCUGCCUCCGCGCUCCGGCCCCACACUGUUGGGUUUCAGUCAGCGUGCUGCAGCGGCGUGCGCAUGGGUGUAUGUGUGUGUGUGUGUGUGUGUCCGAGCAGGCAGACAGUCGAGCAGUGCACAUGAGCUGAACGCGUCCCGCUGCAGGAGAGAGACAGGGGAAGUUCCACGAUCUGCAAACUUCGCAAUCUUACUUUUUUAACCCGCUUCGCCCCCGGGGCUGCGGAGGAAACUAAUUGGGUCCCAGCGGAGUAAUCGCCCACAAUCACUGGCGAAGGAUCCCCGGGUUCUUUUUCCUGAGUCCUGAGAUGGAUGUAACUUUCACUUUGGGCUUUGUGUUCGCUCGGGGAUUCUGAGAGGAAGAAACCAGGCUUGGAGCAGAUGCAUGUUUAAAAAGAAGGAGCCAAAAUGAAGACAGUUGCCAAGGGCUUUGGGAAGUCUAUAAUGGCCCCUUCGCAUUGUGAGGGAUGGUGGAAUACAAGGAUAGUGCUCAUGGUGUAUAUGGCCUUGGAGCUUGUAACACUCCAUUCAUCCCUGGUCCUAGGGACCCUUGAGCUACAACUAGAUGAGGAACAACCAGCAGGCACAAUUGUAGGUGAUAUCAGUGCCGGUCUUCCUCCUGGCAUCACAGCAUCCCUGUACUUCAUCUCAGACCACGAGGGAACAGGUGUGGGCAGUGAUUUGGACAUAGAUGAGAGCACUGGCAUUAUUAAAACUGCGAAGGUUCUUGACCGGGAACUGAGGGAUAGAUACAACUUCAUUGCAGUCACCAUGACAGGUGUGACUGUGGAGGUGACCAUCACGGUGAAUGACAUAAACGACCAUGCUCCAACAUUCUCAAGAAAACAGGCAAUGUUUAAAAUCCCAGAGCAGACAGCCAUUGGAACUAGGUUUUCUCUUGAGCCGGCUGUGGAUGCUGAUAAAGGCCAGCUCACGACCCAGGGUUACCUUAUCAAAGACGGAAAUGUUGGCCAAGCGUUCACCUUGGAGACCAGGAGGGGAAGCAAUGAGGUUCUCUAUCUGGACUUGGUGGUCAACUCCGUUCUAGACCGAGAGAAAAGAUCCACCUACACAUUAUACUUAGAGGCCUUUGAUGGUGGUUCCCCAAAAAGGACUGAUCAGAUGACAUUAGAUAUUACUGUACAAGACAUCAACGACAACGCUCCUGUUUUCAACCAGAGCCGCUACCAUGCCAUAAUAUCUGAGAACCUCCAACCAGGAAGCAACAUCCUGCAGGUAUUUGCCACAGACGCUGAUGAAGGGGACAACGGAAUGGUGCUGUAUGAAAUCAACAGGAGACAAAGCGACCCGGACCGCUAUUUUGUCAUCGACUCUCGAGCUGGCAUCAUUACACUCAACAAGCCGCUGGACUUUGAGAUGAGGAGAGUUCAUGAGCUGGUGGUCCAGGCGCAAGACAACGCAACCCAGCCAGAGGUGACUAAUGCCUUCGUCACCAUCCAUGUCCGAGACUACAAUGACAACCAGCCCACCAUGACCAUCAUCUUUCUCAGUGAGGACGGGUCUCCCAGAAUCUCAGAGGGUGCCCAACCAGGCCAGUAUGUAGCCAGGAUCUCAGUCACUGACCCAGACUAUGGAGAGUACGCCAACGUCAAUGUGUCACUGGAAGGAGGAGAUGGGAAGUUUGCCCUGACCACUAAGGAUAGCAUCAUAUAUCUGAUUUGUGUGGACCAAAUUCUGGACCGUGAGGAGAGAGACACCUAUGAGCUGAGGGUGAUGGCAACAGACUCAGGCAUGCCUCCUCUCAGGGCCGAGUCCUCCUUCAUCAUCCAGGUGACUGACGUCAAUGACAACCCUCCUCUGUUUGACCAGCCAGUGUACAGACAGGUCAUCCCUGAAGUGGUGUUUCCAGGGAGCUUUGUGUUACAGGUGACUGCUAGAGACAAAGACCAGGGCCCCAAUGGGGACAUAAACUACAGCAUUCUGCAAGGCCAAGGUGCUUACUCCAAGUGGUUUAAUAUAGACCCUAUUACAGGGAUUAUCACCACUCUCUCCCAGAUGGAUUAUGAAAAGAAUCCCAAUCCCAGUAUAACUGUGGUUGCCAGAGAUGGAGGGAAACCACCCCUGUCUUCCACUGCUGUGGUAAACAUCGUACUUCAGGAUAUAAAUGACAAUGAGCCUGUUUUUGAGAGACACUUCUACAAUGUCUCCAUCAGGGAGAACACAGUUCCAGGGAGCUGCAUUCUGGAGGUGACCGCGACAGAUGCAGACGGCGGGUCCUUUGGCUCCAUUACCUACUCCCUUGGCUCUGGCAUUAACAGCGCCGCUCCCUCUCAGUUCACCAUUGGCAAGGAGACUGGCCAGAUCUGCACUAGUGCUUUCCUGGACAGAGAUCAAGGGCCGGCCAGUUUCGACUUUACUGUUACUGCAGUGGAUGGGGGUGGACUGAGUUCAGUAGCCUAUGUGAAGGUGGACCUGGUCGACAUCAAUGAUAACAAACCCGCGUUCUACCCGGUCAGCUAUGCCGUUAGUUUGAGCACGCAGAGCGCCCCGGGGACAUCUGUUGUCAGAGUGACGGCCUAUGACUCAGACUCAGGCGAGAAUGGAAGAAUUACGUACAAGACGGCGCCUGGAGGGGCCUCUCCGUACUUUACACUCAACAAAGACACAGGUGUGAUUUCCCUGUCCAGGUCUGUCUACGGGAAGGCCAACACUGUCAUUCCCAUGGUGAUCUCUGCUCAGGACGGUGGCGGUCUGGUCGCCCUCGUCAAUGCCAGAGUCAACAUCAGUGUGGUGGCGGGGCUGGUGGCGCCACCUGUGUUUGAACAGACUCAGUACUACUUCACUGUGUCAGAGGACGUCCUGCGCGGAACAGUCGUGGGCAUUGUUCAGGCCAGCAGUAAGACAGGCACUUCCAGAGAGAUCUCCUACACCAUCAGCUCGGGGGACCCGGCGGGUCACUUCACGGUGGACCCUGACACUGGGGCCCUAAGGACAAGUCUGCCCCUGGAUCAUGAAGCCCAGUCAGCUCUUGAUUUAGAGGUACAGGCCCGCAGCGGAAACCCCCCUGCCUUCGGCCAGACCCGCGUCCACAUUACCAUCGCGGACGUCAACGAUAACCCGCCCGUUUUUCUGCCCUCGUCGUCCGAGUCCCUGCUGCUGCCGGAGCACACAGAAAUGGGCACAGUGGUGUAUCGGGUCCAAGCCGAGGACAGAGACUCCGGAGUCAAUGGACACCUCACCUUUGACCUUUCUUCGCCAAGUGGAAUCCAGAGGACCUUCAGCAUAGAACGCAGCAGUGGAGACAUCCGAUUGGUCGGGAGCCUCAACUAUGAAAAUAGCCCCCGCUAUGACCUCCAGGUGAUUGGCAAGGAUAACGGGGUUCCCCAGCUUAGCGCCUCCUUCGUGCUUGUGGUUCAUGUCCAGGCGGAAAAUGACCAGGGACCGGUGUUCGAUACCCUCACCUACCGUGUUGAAUUAAAGGAAGGUACCCCGAUAAACACACGCUUCCUGCAAGUGAGAGCCCUGAACAGAGAGGCCCCUGGCUCAGGUCACUUCAGUCCCCUCGCGUAUCACCUGCGUCCAGACGGAGAUGCUGCAGGGUUCGGCAUUGCUGCGGACAGCGGCUGGCUGUUUGUGAAGAGUGCCCUGGACAGAGAAGUCAAGGACAUGUAUCUCCUCACAGUGCUGGCAAGUGCAGGUCACGGACAGUUGAAGAAGACGGGCAGUGCCACAGUGCGGAUAUCGGUGACCGAUGAGAAUGACAACUCUCCCCGACUCACACAGGAGAGGGUCUUCAUGGCUGUGAGAGAAAACCUGCCUGCAGGCACGGGCUUUGGUCACGCGUCUGCCACAGACCGAGACAGUGGUCCCAACGGACGCCUCGGCUACCGCUUCCUGCACGCUGACCGCCACUUCCAAAUAAACUCCCACACAGGUGAGAUCAGUACAAGGACGACUCUGGACAGAGAGCAGCAGUCCAGCUACCAGCUGGUGGUGGUGGUACAAGACGGAGGUUCGCCCCCUCGCAGCGCCACUGGCACAGCCUUCAUCACGGUCCUGGACGAUAACGACAAUGACCCCACGUUUACCCACAGCCAGUCGGGGAAACAUCUCAUCAUACAGGUGACAGAAGGUCAGUCGUCUGGGGUUUUACUGGGCACGUUGCAAGCCAAAGACCCCGAUGAAGGAGAGAAUGGCACAGUGUUCUACUCUUUGUCAGGUCCGAGGGCUGAGCGUUUCUCCUUGAACCCAAACACCGGCGAGCUGCGUUCCUCAUCUCCUCUGAGCCACUCGGAGCGAGCCGAGUACACCCUGACGGUGACAGCCACUGACAGAGGACUGCCCCCUCGCAGCACCUCCUGCUCCCUCACCGUUCAGGUUCUCAGCAUUAACAGACCUACUUCUAAGACCAAUUCGCUGUCCAUAUCUUUCAACUCUGUGGAGGAAACCAAGCCUGGCUCUGUCAUUGGCUCAGUCCGCCUCCGUGACCGAGAAACCCCAGAGGAAGGGGAGGUGACCUACACAGUGGUUGGGGGCACCGACCGAGAUGGAACAUUCGUGUUAGACCGUCUUACUGGGGACGUGUAUCUGGCUCGCGCCCUUGACUAUGAGCGAGACGCACACUACACCCUGCAGAUCGAAGUGGAUGACUUCUCUCAGGCCCCUCCCAGCAGCACCCUGGUCCACCUGGGCAUUGAUGUGGAGGACAGCAAUGACCACACCCCUCAGUUCCCCGAGGACCCCGUCACCAUCGUCAUCUCUGAGAGUAUGGAGCCCGGCUCCUCUAUCUAUACUUUUCAAGCAAUAGACAAGGAUGGCAGUGGGCCCAACAGCGAGGUGAGGUACUCGGUUCUCCACCAGUGGCCAAACACCCCUGGCCUACUAAACCUCGACCCGACUUCAGGGGUUCUCUCCUUGGGCCAGGAGCUUGACCAUGAGGUCACCUCCAACCUCAUCCUCGUUGUAAAGGCAACCGACUCUGCCCUUGAUGUCAGCCAGAGGCGCUGGGGUAGUGUCACGGUGAGGGUGUACGUAACCGAUGAGAACGACAAUCCACCGGUGUUCAGCUCGCCGACAGCUGUCAGCGUGAUGGAAGACCAGCCGGUGGGCUUUGUGGCGUUGUAUGUCAUGGCCAGAGACGCGGACCAAGGGGAGAACGGUAGAGUGACCUACAGCAUCCAGUCAGGCAACACAGGAGGAACAUUCAGCCUCAACCCUAACACAGGCUCUCUGUCGAUUUUCAAACCCCUGGACCGCGAGGAGCAAGACGUCUUUAACCUCACAAUAAUCGCUGAGGAUCACGGGAUACCCCGGCACUCGUCGAGCCAGCUGCUGUGUGUCCACGUGAUCGAUGUUAAUGAUGAGGUACCCUGGUUUGAGGAGAGCCAGUACGAAGCCCAGAUCUCUGAAAACCAGCCUCCGGGAACUAGUGUGUUGACGGUAUCCGCCUCAGAUCUGGACCAAGGGUCCAAUGGGCAGGUGACGUAUGGCGGUAUCUCAGAGGAAGGUUUCCACAUCAACCCAGCGACAGGUGUCAUCACAACCACAAAGUCGCUGGACCGGGAGCUCCAGGAAUACUACACAGUGACAGUUUAUGCAAAGGAUGGAGGCCUCUUACCCAACUAUGCUAAAGCGACAGUGAGGAUCAGAGUGCUCGAUUUGAAUGACAACGUCCCCGUCUUUGGACGCCUCUACUAUGGCAUAGAGGUGCCGGAAAACCUGGACGCAGCGCCUCUGUUCACCCUCAGAGCCACAGACCCUGAUGCAGGAGACAGUGGGGAGAAAAACUACAGAAUUACAGCUGGAGAUCCAUCUGGAGACUUCCACUUGGACAGACGGUCAGGUGUGCUGUCCACUUUGAGGCCUCUGGAUCGGGAGAAGAGGGCUAGGUACAUGCUCACAGUCACAGCUCAGGACCAGGGCCACCCUUCCCUCAGCAGCACCGCCACUGUGGAGGUCACUGUUCUCGACAUCAACGACCAUAGUCCCCAGUUUCAGAGCGGCAGCUACACCGCGGACGUUUCUGAAGAUGUUCCCAUUGGCUCACUGGUGCUGGAGGUGAAAGCCAUUGACCUGGACCAGGGCCCAAACAGUCAGGUGCUGUACUUCCUCAGCCGCGGCUCCCAGAGCAUGUUCAUCAUAGAUGAGAACUCAGGCCGCAUUAUCACAGCAGCUGCCCUGGACAGAGAGAGAACCGCCUCUUACACCUUUGAGGUGUGUGCCACUGACUCCUCCCCGGCAAACCCCCGCAACUCCACCGCUCAGGUGACCGUCUACAUUCAAGAUGUGAACGACAACGUUCCCUUCUUCAUUCUGGACCCGCUUAUUGUGAACAUCUCUGCCAGCAGUGUGUCUAGCCGGCGAGUGCUGGCCACCAUGAGGGCGGAGGACAAGGACUUUGGGGCUAAUGGCUCUGUUUUUUAUCGUUUCGCCAACCCUGUGAGGGGCUUUACCAUCAACUCGCUGACCGGGGACAUCCAGGCCACGGAGAAGCUGCAAAUUCUGACCCAAAGCCAAAGGACUUUGAUUGUUCAGGCCAUGGACCAGGGCAACCCGGCUCAAUCUUCCCUCGGGGUGGUUAUCAUUUAUAUUAGGGAACAGAGUUACAGGGGGAUCCGCUUCUCUCGCACAGCUCGAGAUGUCAGUCUGCAAGAGAACGCUGCUAAAGGUACAGUGGUAACACAGACUCAGGCCCAGUACCCUGAUGGCUCCCAGACUGGUAUCAGCUACAGUAUCUUCAGUGGAAACAGAAUGCAGUCUUUUGGAAUUAACACUAUUACUGGUGAAAUAUGGGUCCAGAAAUCUGAAGGGCUAGACUUUGAGGAGACCCCGAAACUCCGCAUUGUGGUGAAAGCCGAGACGGCGUCCUCCAGCUCCUACAUGGCUGUCAACUUAAUCCUGCAGGACGUCAACGACAACUUGCCACGCUUCCAACUCCAGAACUACGUAGCCUACAUCAGAGAGGCACAGGGCUACGAUUUUCCCAUUAUCCAGGUUGCGGCAGAUGACCUUGACCAAGGUCAAAAUGGUCAGGUGACCUACUCCAUCAGGUCAUCGUCCAUGAGUGGCUUGUUCAAGAUAGACCCACUGACGGGCAGCAUCACCACUGCAGCUAUAAUGGACAGAGAGAUCUGGACGCAAACAAAGCUUGUUGUUACGGCAACAGACCGGGGAACCCCGCGGCUGGCUGGCUCGGCCACUCUCACUGUGAUCAUCAUCGACCUCAACGACAACAGCCCCAUGAUUCCUCUGCCGCGGGAGAUCCAUGUGCCGGAGGAUACUCUGAUUGGCACAGUUAUCACCCAGGUAACAGGAAAUGAUGUGGACUCAGGGCCGGCCCUCUCUUACACACUACACCUGGAUACAAACAGCCAAGGCAUGUUUGGGAUUCAUCGUUACGGAGGAGGAGUGUCUCUAACCGGCCCUCUGGACUACGAGGAAAAGACGUGGUACACUCUGACCAUCCGCUCAUCGGACUCCAAACAUCAGAGCGAGGCCAACCUCACCGUGCUGGUGGAUGAUGUGAACGAUAACGCCCCCACCUUUACCCAAGACUUGUAUCAGGUGACUGUAUCAGAGCACCUCCCUGCGGGCAGUGCAGUCAUCACAGUAACAGCCACUGACCGUGACUCCGGGGAGAACGGGAAGAUUACCUACAGAGUAGUGUCAUCAACUAGGGGCGUCUUCUACAUUGACCCAAAUAACGGGACUCUGUUCAUCAACCAAAAAACCGAGUUUGACUUUGAGAAUCCGUCCAUCCUGGUUGUAAUUGAGGCGCGGGACCAGGGCACUCCACCCCUUUCAUCCAUUGCCACUGUCCAGGUACAAGUGUCCGAUGUCAACGACAACACCCCCAUCUUCCACCAGUCAGAGUACAGAGUCACUGUGUCUGAAGACGGGCUUCCUGGAUCAACUGUUCUGAUCUUAGAAGCCGUAGACGGAGAUCUGUCCCGGGACAACUGUGGUUUUGAUUUUGCCAUUGCCAGUGGCAACUCAGGUAAUGCCUUCCAGAUUGAGAGCAGUGUGCGCUUCUUGGAGGGGCAGGGCUUCCAGACAGUGGGCAGCCUGAUCCUGGUGGAGGAGCUGGACUUUGAGGCAGUGCCAAGUUAUAACCUGACUGUUGUUGUGUCCGAUCGAGGAAUCCCUCAACGUAGCUCCAGUGUGCCUAUCCUUAUCAGUGUUUCAGACGCCAAUGACAACCCUCCAGCUUUCAGCCGAGCAGAGUUCAGCGCGGUACUGAGUGAAGGUGCAGCGGCGGGGACGGAGAUCUUGCAUCUAUCGGCCACAGAUCCGGACUCCGCUCCCAAUGGAGAGGUGCAGUACUUCAUAAGCUCAGGGGACGAGACAGAACUUUUCCAGAUGGACCAGUGGACCGGAGCCUUAAGGCUGCAGAGACCCCUGGACAGUGAGAGACAGUUGAAGCAUGUGAUUGUUGUUCAGGCUACUGAUGGUCAAGGGCACUAUGCUUUGGCCCCAGUCAGCGUUGACGUGAAGGACAUCAACGAUAACCGGCCCUUCUUUCCCCUCAAACUAGUAACUGCUAGCAUCAGAGAAAAUCAGCCCCAGAAUGCCCUAGUCACCAUGCUGCAUGCAAUCGACCAUGACAGAGGUGUGUUUGGACAGUUGAGGUACUACAUGAUGGACAACUCUAAAGAGGGAAAAGAUGCUUUCCUCAUCAACCAAACUUCAGGAGAAGUGCGGACUCGCUCCACUUUUGACUUUGAGAAGGUAACCUCCUUUGAUUUUGUGGCUGUCGCCAUGGAUGCCGGCAAUUAUUCUGCCAGUGUGACGGUGCAGGUCUACGUUACGGGGGAGGAUGAAUAUGAUCCUGUUUUCACGUCCUCAGAGUUCUCGUUCGAUGUGCCCGAGGGAGCGAAGAAAGGUCAGAUCAUUGGCAAAGUACAAGCCAGAGAUGAGGACGGAGGUGUGGAUGGCAUUGUUCUCUACUCGCUCGCAGACGGUUCGCCAUAUUUUGAAGUCAAUAAAUCAACGGGAGCGGUCUCCUUAAAGAUGGACAGCUACAGUAGACAUGUGAGCCGCUCCAAGAGAGAGGUGCGUCUGAUGACACUGGACGUGACUGCUCACAGCCCUCUGGAGGCGUCACGCACAGCCGUGGCUAAAGUUACUGUAGAUGUGACUCACACAUCUUUUGGUCUCACCACAGACAUGAACAUGCUGCUCAUCAGCGUCAUUGCAGUUUCGCUCGGGACCAUAGUCAUACUAAUAAUAAUUGCUGUGGCACUGUUUUUUGUCAAAUUAAGACGCCAGAAGAAGAAGAAGGAGCAAGAAGCACAGGGGCGAACUCAAACAACAUCAGGCACCAUGCUGCAUAAGUUUGAGGAAACCAAAAUAACAGCAAAUGAAAUGAUUUACCACCAGGCCCUUCCUGGGUACACGACUGGUCAAAAUGUUGGCGGUGGGGGUCCAUACACCCGUGGUGGGUCCCUGGAUCCCUCCCACUCCAGUGGCCGUGGCUCUGCGGAGGCGGAGGCAGCAGAGGAUGAUGAGAUCAGAAUGAUUAAUGAAUAUCCACGGGUGUCAAGUAUCUCCUCCUCCAUGCAGGAGCGCAUCUCUGCCCGAGGUCCGGACUCUGGAAUCCAACAGGAUGCAGAUCAGCUAUCAGACGUGUCCUGUGAGCCUUCCAUAGACUGGUUCAAGGGAAAGAAGCUGGGCAGUCUGAAUAGCACGUUGUUAGCUGGCCAGGUGCCAGUCUACAGGGAUGAGGGGGGAGGGUAUGUGGGUGUGGGACGAGGACUCAGCAUCUCCCACCCUAAAGACUAUACCUUUCCAGAGAGUGGAAAGCCUGCAGUGGAUGCCUCCCUAACAGCUAUUGUGGCCAGUGACGAGGAGCUGAGGGGCAGCUAUAACUGGGACUACCUGCUAAACUGGUGUCCCCAGUUCCAACCCUUAGCUAAUGUUUUCACCGAAAUAGCACGUUUAAAGGAUGAAACGGCCCCUCCUCAGUCCCGCAGGUCAUUUCAUCACAAAGCAAAGGCCGAGUCGAGAAUAGACCCCCCGCCUCUCAUAACCUCCGUGGCCCACCCUGGGGCCAAAACUGUACCUCCAAAGCCCGCCGUAGGGAGGACGUUCCCACACUUGGCCUCUUUACGAAGAUCCCCCAUCAGCGGCGAGGGAUCAAUCUCCUCAGUUGCCAUGUCUCCAAGUUUCUCCCCCUCUCUGUCACCGCUGGCAGCGCGUUCUCCUGCCAUCACUCCCUUCAGUGUCUCGCAGGGACCCUCCGCAUCCAUGAUCAGCACAACGGAACACCAUUUGGAACACAUCGAGGAGGCGGAGCUGAGGAUUUAAAUCCUCAACGGUGAAUUAAACCUGACUCAUUGCUGUCCCAGACUUAUUCUACUGUAUGACCACAGGGGCUGCAACUUGAAACGAGUCAAUCUCUUCUCUAUUCUCUGUCUUAAGAGAACAAGUACACAUACUGUUUGGACUUACAUAAGUCCAAAUAGCUGAAGUUGUGGUGCUUACUGGAAGAAAAGAAAAAACUGAAGUACAUGACUAACAGGCCAAAACAGACCAUGCCUUUUGUGUGUGUGUGUGUGUGUGUGUGUGUGUGUUUGUGUGUUUGUGUGUGUGUGUGUGUGUGUGUGUGAAAGAAACUCCUUAUUCUUCUGUUGAUCAGUGUUAAUUUGCACAUUCGAAUAGGGAUUCAUACAUGAUGUCAAUAUUUUGUACAAAAGCAUUGUCUAUAUUUUUAUACUUGUAUGUGGUUUCUGACAAGAAAUGGCAUUAAAGUGUCAAAAGAGGUUGCUCAAAACCCCAGAAUAUAUUUCUAUAUUUGUAUAUUUGUAGCUUGUACUGUAUACCUGUUUGUACUGUAAGUUUGUUUUAUCUCAUGUAAUUCUUAACCUUGUGGUUUUAAAUGAAGGUCUUCAUUAAUGCUUUAUGAAUUGGGAUUUUUGUAACAGAUUGUUGUAAAUAUUUAUAGAAGAGGCAUCCUUGCUUGAACGAAUGAAACAUCAGUGCGAAUAGUGUAUUGUGUGAUCAGACUUCCCUUGGGUCCAGCGUUUGAUCUCAUAUCAAAAGAUGAUCAUGAAUGUGAAUUGAACAAAUGUCUUCGUCCUCAUCACACAUCACCUUGUUUUCUGCAAAAGGAAGAUGAAACUCGACAUCCAAUGAUCCUGCUCUUCAGGUUCCCUGCCUUUAAUUUCUCACUAUGCGCCUUACUGCUUUUCAUUUUGAAUCGUGAAAAUAAUUUCCAUUUGAGGCAGAACAUGGAGCUGCUACAGUGUGCAUGUAAAAUUGUUCGUUCUAUCAGCAGCCUUAUCAUUCCAGAGAACGUUCUGAAUCAUACCUUCUGAAUCGGUGCCAUGUUGACGCUGAAAAUUGCAGCAGCUUUUUUGAGUUUCAUAGAUUUGUUGUAUAGAUUUACUCCAAACUGUAAUGAAUGUUUUUUUGGACCAUCCCCACUUUUCAACAGCAUAAGGAAUUCUAUAUGAAUUAACAAAUGUCACACAAGGCGUGAAGAAGUGUAUAGUUAUGAAUGUUCAAAGACUACCAGAGAAUGUUUCCUAGUCAAUUAGAACAAAUUCAUGUCAUGUACGUGUUCAGCCAUAAUUCACACACCCUACAUAUAUUCAUGGUCAUAAUUGUACUUUUUGCCUCCGUUACAAAACAAGAUAAUUAAUUUGCAUUAAUGACUACCUAGAGCGCUGCCUUUGCUUAAAUGCGGAUUCCUCUCUCCUUAUAAUAGUUAUUAUAAGUAUUUUUCAUUUUCACACUCUUGAUAAUAUUAUAUGUUAAGCUACACUAACAUUUGACAGUAUUUUUUAUUUAUUAUCCAGGUACACCUCAGAAGCUGAGAGAUUUGGUAAAUUAUUAACAAGGAUGCUAUUUUGAUCACGGCCAAAUUUACAUGAGCAGUACCUAUUUGAUAGAAUGUUGUUAGUAUUCUCGUGUACUGAACAGUGUUACCUGCCAUCCGCAUUUCACGUUUGUGUGUGUAAUGGUGCCAUAGAGAAAUUCCUCCAAAUGUCCUCACAUGUCAUUCCAGGAUUGUCCCGAGAAGUGUUUGAGCAAAGUGCCUGAUUAAAGUACUCGUGAACACA